This is a messenger RNA of Dentiscutata erythropus, 1395 nucleotides long. The record is from the annotation of a GenBank genome assembly. NCBI's taxonomy places the organism in Eukaryota, Fungi, Glomeromycota, Glomeromycetes, Diversisporales, Gigasporaceae.
AUGUUGACUGAUUCUAGUACUCGUUAUUCCUCACCGCAUUCCAGCCGCUCGAUCAUACCCUCGAAGCAAGCUGCUUCGGAGGCAACUACAGCGCUCGAGCAAUACUUUAAUCCACGAAUGGUUUAUUUAUGGCUGAAAAAUCUUGAAGCGAUUAUACAUUUAUCACAAGCUUUGAACGAAAAACUAAAUUCUGAUUUUAUUUCACUGGAAUGGGCACAACAUCGUGAGGUUAUGAAAUCAACACUUAGAAACAUAAAACACACUCGAGAAAUAACAACGGAUUUGAUUAAUAGAGAAAUUUCAUUAAUAUCAAGUUAUGUUACAGAAUACAGCUUUAGUUAUGAACUAAUUCAAGCUAUUGGUAUAAUAAUUUUUAGACCUCCGAAAUAUGUAAAAACUAUUUGGGAUACAGUAGCUGAAGUUGUAAAUAAAUCUCAUUCUUCUCAACAGAAUGUAACUUUAGAUUUAUCAGGAACGGGUCUUCCUAAUAACAAGAUAAUCCCUGCAUGUAUAAAAGAAGCUUUUGAUGGGUUAACUCAAAUUGAAAAUAAGAUUGAUCCUUGGGAUUCAAGGCUCGAAGAGCUAUGGAAUACUGAUAUUAAACCACCUCAAAAAGACUUAUUACCUUAUAGUGUAUAUAACGAUGUCGACGAUGAUAAGAUACCUUAUUUGGAGUUUACAACUGAAAAUUUUAAGCAUUGGGGUGUAAAGGAUCCUGCCAAAGAAUUUAGUUAUGGGUGUACUUGUCGAAAUAAUUGUCGAGACCUUGAAGCAUCUGAUAUUGGUGCCAUUUAUGAAUGUAACUCUUUUUGUGGUUGUGAUUAUACUUGUCCUAAUAGAAAUAUUCAAAAUAAUAACAGGAAUGAUAAAAAUUUACAGAUAUUUAAAACUUCAAAUAGAGGGUGGGGUGUAAGAACUUUGAAACCAAUAAAAGAAGGUUCUUUUGUAACAGAACAUGUUGGAGAAAUUAUAAAUUCAAGAACUUCUAUGUUAAGAUCCAUAUGUUAUGACAAGUUAAACAUGAUGGCUUAUUUUGAUUUGGAUUAUGGUUUUGAUAGUGAAAGAGGAUCAAAGGUUCUUUGCUUUAAUAUUGGUGUUAAUAGUCUAGACUCAAACUACUGGUGUAAUAUAUCAAGAUUUAUGAAUCAUUCUUGUGAUGCAAAUCUUUUUUUUGUAGAAACUAAAGAUAUGAGAUUUCAAAGAAUUGGGUUUUUUGCACAAAGAGAUAUUUCUAAAAAUACAGAAUUAACUUUAGAUUAUAGAAUUCAAAAUCAAAAUCCGGAGUUUAAAUGUUUAUGUGGUUCCAAAUUUUGUAGGAAAGAAAAAUUGGGGCUUCCAUAUCAGGCACGGUACGCCGAGUACUUACAAGAUAAACCGUGGUACAUUGGACUUUAA